This is a messenger RNA of Anopheles marshallii, 276 nucleotides long. It is a transcript of the gene Mocs2A, whose product is annotated as molybdopterin synthase sulfur carrier subunit. Bases 1 to 276 code for a protein of 91 amino acids. The record is from RefSeq and is a predicted model, not a curated record. Gene Ontology annotation, cellular component: cytosol. Gene Ontology annotation, biological process: Mo-molybdopterin cofactor biosynthetic process. The transcript has a single exon. Lineage: Eukaryota; Metazoa; Arthropoda; Insecta; Diptera; Culicidae.
AUGAGCAAUCCAGAUUCCGUGCGGGUUAAGCUGUUGUUUUUCGCGAAAUCUCGGGAACUAGCUGGUGUGUCUGGGGCGGAAGAUUUUCUUGUCCCGCAGUCUGAAAUCAAGUGUUCCGAGCUUCUCGAUCUGAUCUGUAAUCGGUUCAACCUGUCCAUCAUCCGCAACAAUGUCAUACUAGCGCAUAACGAGCAAUAUUGUGCGGAUCUCAGUGAAACCAUACGCAUACGCAACGGAGACGAGCUAGCCGUGAUACCGCCCAUCUCCGGUGGAUAG